Molecule: messenger RNA, 1814 nt
Organism: Argiope bruennichi
Lineage: Eukaryota; Metazoa; Arthropoda; Arachnida; Araneae; Araneidae
Product: paired mesoderm homeobox protein 2B-like
Exons: 4
Coding region: 19-672 (217 amino acids)
Biological process (GO): regulation of transcription by RNA polymerase II
Molecular function (GO): DNA-binding transcription factor activity, RNA polymerase II-specific; RNA polymerase II transcription regulatory region sequence-specific DNA binding
Source: RefSeq, a predicted model, not a curated record
GUUUUCAGUUCAGCCGGCAUGGCGCUGCAGAGCGGUUUGCCGUAUAAAGUGUACACGGGCCAUGAUGGCGUGCUGACCGAGAAGCGCAAACAACGUCGAAUCCGAACCACUUUCACGAGCUCCCAGCUCAAGGAGCUGGAGAGAGCCUUCCAGGAAACGCACUAUCCGGACAUUUACACGAGGGAGGAGAUAGCCAUGAAGACCGAUCUCACGGAAGCCAGGGUGCAGGUUUGGUUUCAGAACCGACGUGCAAAGUUCCGCAAACAGGAGCGACUGAACCAGCAGAAGCAGGCCCAGCAGAGCAGCUCUCAACCCAGCAGCAGCUCAGCUUCAAGCACCACGUCCUCAUCCACCAAUAACUGCACGGACAGCACGGUGACCACCAUGAAAGAAGGCAGCGGGUCUUCGGCCUGCAUCGGAAGCAAGGACACCAAGCCACCCGUCCUCACCGCCAUCAACACAGACACGAAAACAGUCAAUGGCAAGAUAUCUCCCUCUGUGAAAUGGAGCACCUCGCACUGCCCUCAACAGAAGCCGGCCGUCGCGGCGAUCAGCCCCUUGACGUCACUGGCCACGUCAUGUCCGACUUCAUCAUUUCCGGGAGUUCUGGGUUCUGUUCCUUAUCCUCUGUCGUCCAUCGACACCAAGCCGGCUCUAGCCUCCAUGUUCUGAUUCUGAGAGGACAAUACUUUUCUUGUGUCAUCUAAACAACAAAUACGUGCUGUCGUCCAACCUCAAAGACCAAUUUCACAAAAAGAAAACCUCUUCACUUGUCUCCAAUAAGUAACACUUAAUGAUUGUGAAGCUUCCGUAAAUAAUUGUUUCAGCAAUGAAGUUUAAGUUUUAAUUUAAUAUUACAUUUUAAAUUUUCUGAUCGAAAAAAAAAAAGAGAUAGAAAUCGAUUUCAUGAAAAAAUAGUAAUUACUAUGAUAAAUUUAUUUGAUAUCAACACGUUCCGUAGGGACCCUAGACAAAAUUCGGUACCCUUUUUUCCUUAAUCGAGCUUCAAAAUCAUCUAUUUUUUAUUGAUUUCAAUUUAGUCUCUUAGUAGACAACUUUUUUCGACAGGCAAUAAUGAUAAAAUAUUUAAUUGAAGAUGACUUCCAGAGUUCCAAGUUUCAGUUACUUGCAAGUAGAAAAAUAAAAUGAAAUUUGUAAAAACAAAUUAGUAAAAGUUAUACAUUUUUUAAAACUCAUUCUAAAUGUUUAAAUACAAAAUUUAUCACGGUUGCCGACUUGUGAGUCAGUCGGCUAAUAACAGAAAGAAAGGAAAAAAAAAUACUGAUAAGCAAACGAUUUUGAACACAGUAAAAUGAAAAUUAUAGGAAUAAUAUUAAAAAAUUUAAGCAAUAUUUUAUUUCAAAUUGAAUACAUUCAAGUACUUGACCAUAAAAAAACAACAAAUAGGAACACAAAAAUACCGAAAAAAAUUCUCAGGGUCUUGGGAUUCUCUAAUGUUUGCAGAGCUUCUAGGCAGUUGCUUACUUUAAAGAUGCGUUAGCAGAAAAAAACAUGCCAAGUUGAUUUUGAAAAUUACAAAUCAUCGCAUGUUCUAAUAUCAUGAGUAAUGAAUAAAAAAAUAUCUUUAAAAAAAUCACAAUGCGUAUAUAUCUGAGAAGAUUUAACACUUUUUCAAAGACAUUUUAACUGAAGAUAUUUGAAUAAAUCAAAUCACUUUUGUAUGGUCAUGGGAUUCCGAUUCUAAGCAAAAAUAUGCGCAGAUUGUAAUGGUUUUAAAAUGAAUAGCUUUUUAACGUUUAGUUUAAGAAUUAUUAAAUAUUUGUAAUAAAUAUUUUAAAAAUACGAAAAAUAAA